Molecule: messenger RNA, 877 nt
Organism: Phalaenopsis equestris
Lineage: Eukaryota; Viridiplantae; Streptophyta; Magnoliopsida; Asparagales; Orchidaceae
Exons: 7
Source: RefSeq, a predicted model, not a curated record
AUGACGAAACAGAUGACAGUGCAGAACGACACAGUUUGGGACGCGACCAAGGACGAAGGCUCGGCCAGCAGCAUUCGAGUCUGCAUCCGAAGCCUACGGAACAGUACCACAGCGAGGACGAUGGAGCAGCGUGCGAGUCUGCAUCCGAAGCCUACGGAACAGUACCACGGCGAGGACAAUGGAGUAAAGCCUGAUGUUCACGCUGGGAAAAAGGUAAUCGGUUUGGAUGACCUUCUUACUGAUUUUUACACAAAACAGAGCCAGAUUGAUGGCAAUGCUUGUAAAAAAUCUAAAGCUUCAGAAAGAUGCAGCUCCGAUGAUGAAGAUGAUCCCAAUGAGAGAGGCAAUGAAACAAAGUUCUCGGAGAUUGCUAAUGAGUGUGAAAAACAGAUGAACCAAAUUACUGCUGAAAAAGAGAUCCCUUUGUGGGGUCAGGAGAUCUUUGGGCAACAGAAAUCUUUGCCUUUGUUAAGCUUUAUAGAACUGGAGAACUGCAAGCUUUUUCAGCCUUUUAGAAAAAAUGAGCUCGAUUCAGAUCUACUUUUGGAUUCUGAACAAGGAGCUGGAGAGAAGUUUCUAGAAGGGUUCUUGAUUAACGGAUGGCUCACACAAUUAUCAUUUAUAUCUGGUUAUGUUGAAGCUUCUGUUGCAUCAUGGACAUUUUACCAGGCUCUAUAUUCUUCCAAUGAGAAAUUGCAGCUUUCUGCAUGCGAAUUUUGGUGCAGCAUCCUUUUGUCUAAAACUGAGGCCAGUGAACCAUCUGUAGUACUUGAAUGGAUUCCCCGCUAUCAUGAGUUGAAGAAAGCACUUGAGGUCUACGGAUAUCUGUCCGAUGCAUCAGAAAAUGUAGCCUUGAAUUCAAUUUCCAGUUCUAGAG